GUUGCUGCGGUGUAUGAUGUCACCGCCUCGCGCAGUAUAUUAGACUUGGCCCGAUACUCUGAACGCCUUCAGUUGCGGCGAGUGUGGCGCCUGGUAGUUCCAUUUGAAAUAAAGAGCUAUACAUUCCGGAAAAGAAGAUGGACACUGGAAUGAAGGUCCUGGAGACGGCGGACGACAUCCAGGAGAGGAGGCAGCAGGUCCUGGACCGGUACCGCCAUUUUAAGGAGCUGUCCAACCAGCGCCGGCAGAAGCUGGAGGACUCGUACCGCUUCCAGUUCUUCCGCCGAGACGCCGACGAGCUGGAGAAAUGGGUCCUGGAGAAGCUGCAGAUCGCCUCCGACGAGAACUACAAGGACCCCUCCAACCUGCAGGGGAAGCUGCAGAAGCACCAGGCCUUCGAGGCGGAGGUGCAGGCCAACGCGGGCGCCAUCGUCAAGCUGGACGGGGCCGGCAACCAGAUGAUCGCCGAGGGCCACUUUGCGUCCGAGAUGAUCCGCAGCCGGUUGGAGGAGCUGCACAAGUUGUGGGAGCAGCUGCUGCUGAAGAUGAAGGAGAAAGGGGUCCGGCUGCUGCAGGCGAAGAAGCUGGUGCAGUACCUGCGCGAGUGCCAGGAGGCCCUGGACUGGAUCAGCGACAAGGAGACCAUCGUUACAUCAGAGGAACUGGGUCAAGACCUGGAGCAUGUGGAGCUCCUGCAGAAGAAGUUUGAGGAGUUCCAGGCCGACCUGGCUGCCCACGAGGAGCGGGUGAGCGAGGUGAACCAGCAGGCGGGGCGGCUGAAGGAGGAGGCGCACCCGGAGGCGGAGCUUGUGGGGAAGAAGCAGGAAGAGGUGAACGCCGCCUGGCAGAGGCUGAAGGGCCUGGCCCAGCAGAGACAGGGCAAGCUGUACGGCGCUGCUGAGGUCCAGCGCUUCAACAGGGACGUGGAUGAGACCAUCGGCUGGAUUAAGGAGAAGGAGCAGCUGAUGGCGUCUGAUGAUUUUGGGAGGGACCUGGCGAGUGUUCAGGCACUGCUGCGUAAACACGAGGGACUGGAGAGGGACCUGGCAGCCCUGGGAGACAAGGUGAGCACCCUGGGCGUGGAGGCUGAGCGUCUGCAGAAGACACACCCCCAAAACGCCAAUCAGAUCCAGCAGAAGAGGAACGAGCUCAUCGCCAACUGGGAGCAGAUCCGUGCGCUGGCCGCCGAGCGCCACACCCGCCUCAACGACUCGUACAGGCUGCAGCGCUUCAUCGCAGACUUCCGGGACCUGACCAGCUGGGUGACGGAGAUGAAGGCCCUGAUCAACGCUGACGAGCUGGCCAAUGACGUCGCCGGGGCCGAGGCUCUUCUGGACCGGCACCAGGAGCACAAGGGGGAGAUUGACGCCCAUGAGGAUGGAUUUAAGGCCACGGAUGAAGCCGGCCAGGCUCUGCUGAGCUCGGGACACUAUGCUUCUGAGGAGGUCAAAGAGAAGCUGGGCGUCCUGUCUGAGGAGAAGCGGUCCCUGCUGGAGCUGUGGGAGCUGCGCAGGCAGCAGUACGAGCAGUGCAUGGACCUGCAGCUCUUCUACAGGGACACCGAGCAGGUGGACAACUGGAUGAGCAAGCAGGAGGCCUUCCUGUUGAACGAGGACCUUGGCGACUCCUUGGACAGUGUGGAGGCUCUGCUAAAGAAACACGAGGACUUUGAGAAAUCUCUCAGUGCCCAAGAGGAGAAGAUCACCGCACUGGAUGAAUUUGCCACCAAGCUGAUCCAGAACAACCACUACGCCAAGGAGGAUGUGGCCAUGCGCCGCGAUGCGCUGCUCAGCCGACGCAACGCCCUUCACGAGCGCGCGCAGACCCGCCGCCUGGCCCUGGACGACUCCUUCCACUUGCAGCAGUUCUUCCGCGACUCGGACGAGCUCAAGAGCUGGAUCAACGAGAAGAUGAAGACCGCCACCGAUGAGGCCUACAAGGACCCCUCAAAUCUGCAGGGCAAAGUGCAGAAGCACCAGGCCUUCGAGGCCGAGCUCUCGGCCAAUCAGAGCCGCAUCGACGCCCUGCAGAAGUCGGGUCAGGAGCUGAAGGACCGGAAGCACUACGCCUCGGGCGAGGUCUCCGCCCGCAUGGACGAGGUCGCCUCGCAGUGGAAGAAGCUUCUGGAAGCCACCGAACUGAAAGGAAUCAAGCUGCGCGAGGCCAACCAGCAGCAGCAGUUCAACCGCAACGUGGAGGACAUCGAGCUGUGGCUGUACGAGGUCGAAGGUCACCUGGCGUCCGACGACUUCGGCAAGGACCUGACCAGCGUGCAGAACCUGCAGAAGAAGCACGCCCUGCUGGAGGCCGACAUCGCCGCUCACCAGGACCGCAUAGAUGGGAUCAGCAUCCAGGCUCGGCAGUUCCAGGAGGCGGGGCACUUCGACGUGGAGAACAUCCGGAAGAAGCAGGAGGCUCUGCUGGCCCGCUACGAGGCGCUGAAGGAGCCCAUGGCCGCCCGCAAGCAGAAGCUCUCCGAUUCGCUGCGGCUGCAGCAGCUGUUCCGCGACGUCGAGGACGAGGAGACCUGGAUCAGGGAGAAGGAGCCAAUCACGGCGUCCACCAACAGAGGGAAGGAUCUGAUUGGUGUGCAGAAUCUGCUGAAGAAGCACCAGGCGCUGCAGGCGGAGAUCGCGGGCCACGAGUCGCGGAUCAAGGCCGUCACGCAGAAGGGCCAGGCCAUGGUGGAGGAAGGUGCUCGGAACUUCCGCUUGCCUAGGCAGCAGGCCAUUCUGCCGAAGGUGAGGGUGAAGCUGGGGGAUCUGGCGCGUGGGUGCGCUGGUGGCGGCGCAUCGCGGCAGGACCGAGACUCUGCAGGCGAGCAGCGCGACCAGGCUGAAGUCUGGAUGAGGAGAAGGGCCCAUGGGAGGCGCGACACGGCGGGCGAGGUGAUGGUAAUGGUGGUUAUGGUGAUGAAGGUGAUGGUAAUGGUAGUUAUGAUGAUGAUGAUGAUGAUGAAGGUGAUGGUAAUGGUGGUUAUGGUGAUGAAGGUGAUGGUAAUGGUAGUUAUGAUGAUGAUGAUGAUGAUGAUGAUGAUGAUGAUGAUGAUGAUGAAGUGCUUCUGUGAUAUUCCAAAGCGGCUGAUCGCACUCCCUCCUCUUCCUCCCUCCUCUUCCUCGCCUCAGGCCCUGCUGAAGAAGCACGAGGCCCUGAUGUCUGAUCUGAUCGCGUACGGCAGCAGCAUCCAGGCCCUGAAGGACCAGGCCCAGGCCUGCAGGCAACAAGUGGCCCCGACAGACGAUGAGACGGGAAAGGAGCUGGUCCUGGCUCUGUAUGACUAUCAGGAGAAGAGUCCCCGCGAGGUCACCAUGAAGAAGGGAGAUGUCCUCACGCUGCUCAACAGCACCAACAAGGACUGGUGGAAGGUGGAGGUGAAUGAUCGGCAGGGCUUCGUCCCAGCGGCCUACGUCAGGAAGCUGGACCCCGCCCAGUCCUCAUCGCGGGAUAACCUUCUGGAUGAGCAGGGCAGCAUCUCGGCCCGACAGGAGCAGAUCGAGAGCCAGUCACAGGUGAAGGUGGAGUGCAGCGUAUCUGCGCGUAUGUCACAGGUGGAGGAACUGUAUGGCAACAUACUGGAGGUGGGAGAGAAGCGCAAGAAUGUUCUGGAGAACAGCUGCAAGAAGUUCAUGCUGUUCCGCGAGUCUAACGAGCUGCAGCAGUGGAUUAAUGAGAAGGAGGGCGCGCUGACUAAUGAGGAGAUGGGGUCCGAUCUGGAGCAGGUGGAGGUGCUGCAGAAGAAGUUUGACGACUUCCAGAAGGACCUCAAGGCUAACGAGUCGCGUUUGAAGGACAUCAACAAGGUGGCGUCGGAGCUGGACUCUGUGGGGUUAAUGGCAGAGGAGGCCCCCACGCAGGCACAGCACCAGGAGGCCCUGGGCUCGGCUCCUGGAUCAGUGAAAGAUGAAGCGGACUCCAAAACCGCAUCGCCGUGGAAGUCGAUUCGCUUGGUAGUGCAAACAACGGCCACCUUUAAUAGCAUCAAGGAGCUGAAUAACCGCUGGAGGUCUCUGCAGCAGCUGGCUGAGGAGAGGAGCAACCUGCUGGGGAGCGCACAUGAGGUGCAGCGAUUCCACAGGGACGCAGAUGAAACUAAAGAGUGGAUCGAGGAGAAGAACCAGGCCUUGAACACGGACAACUACGGCCAUGACCUAGCGAGCGUUCAGGCGCUGCAGCGUAAGCACGAGGGCUUCGAGAGGGACCUGGCAGCCCUGGGAGACAAGGUGAAGUCCCUGGGCGAGAUGGCGGAGCGUCUCAUGCAGUCCCACCCGGAGGCCGCUGAUGACAUCACAGAGAAGCGCAGCGAGCUGAACACGGCCUGGACCAGCCUGGUGGGGCGCGCCGACCAGCGCAAGGAGAGGCUGGGGAACUCGCACGACCUGCAGCGCUUCCUCAGCGACUUCAGGGAUCUGAUGUCCUGGAUUAAUGGCAUCAGAGGCCUGGUGUCCUCAGAGGAGCUGGCCAAGGAUGUGACUGGAGCUGAGGCUCUACUGGAGAGACACCAGGAGCACCGUACGGAGAUCGACGCGCGUGCCGGGACGUUCCAGGCCUUCGAGCAGUACGGACAGCAGCUGCUGGGGCGGGGCCACUACGCCAGCCGAAUCAGCAGCAGCGCGGGCCUGGACAGACGGCGGCUGGAGGCCUGGGCACAACGCCGGGUCAUGCUGGAGCAGUGCUGCAGGCUGCAGCUGUUUAACAGGGACUGCGAGCAGGCGGAGAUCUGGAUGGCCGCGCGCGAGGCCUUCCUGGCCAGCGACGAUAAGGGCGACUCGCUGGACAGCGUGGAGGCGCUCAUCAAGAAGCACGAGGACUUCGACAAGGCCAUCAAUGUGCAGGAGGAGAAGAUCGCCGCGCUGCAGUCGUUUGCUGAUCAGCUGAUCAGCGCCAACCACUACGCCAAACCCGACAUCUCCAACCGCCGCAACCAAGUCCUGGACAGGUGGCGGCGGCUGAAGGCCCAGAUGAUCGAGAAGCGCUCCAAGCUGGGCGAGUCGCAGACCCUGCAGCAGUUCAGCCGCGACGUGGACGAGAUCGAGGCCUGGAUCAGCGAGAAGCUGCAGACCGCCAGCGACGAGUCCUACAAGGACCCCACCAACAUCCAGUUGUCCAAACUGCUGAGUAAACACCAGAAGCACCAGGCCUUCGAGGCGGAGCUCCAUGCCAACGCUGACCGCAUCCGCGGCGUCAUCGACACCGGCAACACUCUCAUCCAGAGGGGCGCCUGUGCCGGGAGUGAGGACGCUGUCAAGGUGCGUCUCAGUGCUCUGGACGAGCAGUGGCAGUUCCUCGUUCACAAGUCGGCCGAGAAGAGCCAGAAGCUGAAAGAGGCCAACAGACAGCAGAACUUCAACACCGGCAUCAAGGACUUCGACUUCUGGCUGUCUGAGGUGGAGGCUUUGCUUGCAUCUGAGGAUUAUGGGAAGGAUUUGGCCUCCGUCAACAAUCUGCUGAAGAAGCACCAGCUACUGGAAGCUGACAUCUCUGCCCAUGAGGAGCGCCUGAGGGACCUGAACGGCCAGGCCGACAGCCUGAUGACGAGCGCCUCUUUCGACACCAGCCUGGUGAAGGAGAAACGCGCCGCCGUCAACGCCCGCUUCGCCAAGAUCCAGGGCAUGGCGGCCGGCCGCCGCGGCAAGCUGGACGAGUCCCACCGCCUGCACCAGUUCUUCAGGGACCUUGACGACGAGGAGUCGUGGAUCAAGGAGAAGAAGCUGCUGGUGAGCUCUGAGGACUACGGCCGCGAUCUGACCGGCGUUCAGAACCUGCGCAAGAAGCACAAGAGACUGGAGGCCGAUCUGGGGACCCACGAGCCGGCCAUACAGUCGGUGCUGGACACUGGGAAGAAGCUGUCGGAUGACAACACCAUUGGGAAGGAGGAGAUCCAGCAGCGCCUGGCCCAGUUCAUGGAGCACUGGAAGGAGCUGAAGGACCUGGCUGCUGCACGGGGGAAGAGGCUGGAGCAGUCAUUGGAGUAUCAGCAGUUUGUGGCGAACGUGGAGGAGGAGGAGGCCUGGAUCAACGAGAAGCUGAACGUGGUGGGGAGUGAGGACUACGGCGACACGCUGGCCGCUGUGCAGAAUAACCACCACGUGGAGAACAUUGCGGCGCGUAUGAAGGGCCUGCGGGAGCGCGUGGCCGAGCUGGAGCGGGCCGCCGCCCAGAGGAAGGCCAAGCUGGACGAGAACUCCGCCUUCCUGCAGUUCAACUGGAAGGCCGACGUGGUGGAGUCCUGGAUCGGCGAGAAAGAGAACAGCCUGAAGACCGACGAUUUCGGGCGCGACCUCUCCUCGGUUCAGACCCUCCUCACUAAACAGGAGACGUUCGACGCGGGGCUCCAGGCCUUCCAGCAGGAGGGCAUCUCCAACAUCACGGCGCUGAAGGACCAGCUGCUGGCGGCCAAGCACGUGCAGUCCCGCGCCAUCGAGGCCCGCCACGCCGCCCUCAUCAAGCGCUGGAACCAGCUGCUCGCCAACUCCGCCGCCCGCAAGAAGAAGCUGCUGGAGGCGCAGGAGCACUUCAGGAAGGUGGAGGACCUCUUCCUGACCUUCGCCAAGAAGGCGUCGGCUUUCAACAGCUGGUUCGAGAACGCGGAGGAGGACCUGACGGACCCGGUGCGCUGCAACUCCCUGGAGGAGAUCCGCGCGCUGCGGGACGCCCACGAGGCCUUCCGCUCCUCGCUCAGCUCCGCCGAGGCCGACUUCACCCAGCUGGCCGAGCUGGACCGCCAGAUCCGCAGCUACCAGGUGAUGUCCAACCCCUACACCUGGUUCACCAUGGAGGCCCUGGAGGAGACCUGGCGCAACCUGCAGAAGAUCAUCAAGGAGCGAGAGCUGGAGCUGCAGAAGGAACAGCGCCGCCAGGAGGAGAACGAUAAACUGCGACAGGAGUUCGCGCAGCAUGCCAACGCCUUCCACCAGUGGCUGCAGGAGACCAGGACGUAUCUCCUAGAUGGAUCCUGCAUGGUGGAGGAGUCCGGAACGCUGGAGUCACAGCUGGAAGCCACAAAGCGCAAGCACCAGGAGAUCCGGGCCAUGCGCAGCCAGCUGAAGAAGAUCGAGGACCUGGGCGCGGCCAUGGAGGAGGCCCUGAUCCUGGAUAAUAAGUACACAGAGCACAGCACCGUGGGGCUGGCGCAGCAGUGGGACCAGCUGGACCAGCUGGGCAUGAGAAUGCAGCACAACCUGGAGCAGCAGAUCCAGGCCAGGAACACCACUGGUGUCACAGAGGAGGCCCUCAAAGAGUUCAGCAUGAUGUUCAAGCACUUUGACAAGGAGAAGUCUGGCCGUCUCAACCACGAGGAGUUCAAGUCCUGCCUGCGCUCCCUGGGGUACGACCUGCCCAUGGUGGAAGAGGGCGAGUCUGACAUGGAGUUCGAGUCCAUCCUGGACACCGUGGACCCCAACAGGGAUGGCCAGGUGUCCCUGCAGGAGUACAUGGCCUUCAUGAUCAGCCGGGAGACCGAGAACGUCAAGUCCAGCGAAGAGAUCGAGAGCGCCUUCCGAGCCCUGAGCGCCGAGAACAAGCCCUAUGUCACCAAGGAGGAGCUCUACCAGAACCUGACUAAGGAGCAGGCCGAUUACUGCAUCUCACACAUGAAGCCCUACCUGGACAGCAAGGGUCGCGAGAUGCCCUCCUCCUUCGACUUCGUCGAGUUCACCCGCUCGCUGUUCGUCAACUGACCCCGCCCACCGGCCCCCAGCCAGCCCAGCGGCCAGUCGGGACGCCCCGGCCCCGCCCCUCUGGCGCCCCCUGCAGCUAGUUUAGCAUGGCGACCCCCCGCUCCGGCAGCUCGAUAGCCCCCGCUCUGUGUGCGCGCACUUAUCCUGUGGUAAACCCUGUCAGCUCGUCCGCUUUCGCUGCCGCGCUCGCUGUAGCCGUAAGAAAAACGCUUUCGCUCGAUUUUACAGCCAGCUCAAAACGACCACGCCAGUGGGGACGACCUUCUGUGUGUGUGUGUGUGUGUGUGUGUGUAAUUAAAACGCUUCCAACUCAA
Anguilla rostrata (American eel) is the source of this 7990-nucleotide messenger RNA. RefSeq names its product spectrin alpha chain, non-erythrocytic 1-like. Gene Ontology annotation, biological process: actin cytoskeleton organization. The record is from RefSeq and is a predicted model, not a curated record. NCBI's taxonomy places the organism in Eukaryota, Metazoa, Chordata, Actinopteri, Anguilliformes, Anguillidae. Gene Ontology annotation, molecular function: calcium ion binding; actin filament binding. Gene Ontology annotation, cellular component: cell projection; cell junction; cortical actin cytoskeleton.